Molecule: messenger RNA, 648 nt
Organism: Symbiodinium sp. CCMP2592
Lineage: Eukaryota; Dinophyceae; Suessiales; Symbiodiniaceae
Source: the annotation of a GenBank genome assembly
AUGGCAGAAAUAACGAUUAUCAACUGGGCAGACGGCAUCAAGGAAGAACAGCUCAUCGACCUGGCCAAAGUGGUUGCUGUCCUACCCGCACAGUCCUGGCACCGUGCUUACAUCGACAAGACGCGCAGAGUCAUCCACGUGCAAAGAGCCAAUGAGCUUGACAUCCCGACCCACCUGGACCUCCCCCAGAAGCACUUCAAACACAACCUCUGCGCAGAUGGUGGUUUUCUGACAUGGGCAAUACCUACGGAAUCCAGCCGUCGUGCAGUCGUCUUCAGACGGAUUCCCCGCGGCGAGUUCAUCGUUACCUGCAACUUGCAAGCCCAACGCGACUUCAUGCAAGCUGCCUUCACCACUGCAUUCUCUUGCGAAGACAUCGGCGAGGUGAAUUGUUUCGGAUGCAGAAAUGUUACAAUGGCCACCUUAGUGAGAAGAGCAUCCAGAGCAGCUGUACGAGCCGGCAAACUUCGCUCCCAAAAUCAGCGCAUCCGAGUGGUGCUUCGAGGUCACAACCAGCCUGUCCAAGCCUCGGCAAUUCUGUGGUCAAACGAGAUUCGACAGAGGCCAGCCAAACGUCGACUCCGCAUGAAGACUGACAUGUCCGCGCACAAUCUCAAAGAUACCAUGCAGAAGCUGCAAAGCAGCUGA